UGGGGAGAGCUCAGUGUUACCGACCUGUCCACCGAGGAGAGACAGAGAACAAGAAGAGGGGCGGACAGAAGCAAAAGAAGAAGAGCUACCUGAGAAAAGAGCAAGACAAAAUAAGAAAGAAAAGGCACCACCAGGAAUUUGGGGAAUGAGUAAAUGAUUAAAGGAGAAUUCCAGUUGAGAGCUGGCAAAUAAAAGAAGACGAAGAAAGUGAUUCUUCAGAGAGAGAAUUUAAAGUAACCUUCUGAUCUGUCUGUGUGGAGGGACCGUCCGCAGCAUGUUCCUCCUUCUCUCCUUGUGUAUGUGUGGUCUCCUGCUGCGAGGUGACGCACAGGACCGAGCUGCUCUGUGGAGGGGGAACGACCGGAGUGGACGAUGUCAGUACACCUUCAGCGUACCCAGCCCUGUCGAGGCCAGCUGCCCGCAGAUGGGAGGCCCCGAGGUGGAGAACCUAAAGGCUAGACUCAGCCUCCUGGAGGUGCUGGUGGCCCGGCUCACUGGAGGGGACACUGUGGGUCCCCAAGGGGCCGGGGCCGCAGCCAGAGCUCAGUCUGGGCUUCAAGAGGCGCUGAACCGGGCCACGGGGGAGAGGAGCCUGCUGCAGGGGGAGAAAGAGCGUCUGGAGCAAGAGUUGGAGGGGCUUCAGCGCAGGAUGGAGGAGAUGAGGAGGGAGACGGAGAGGCUGAGGAACAGACCCUGUCCUCCACAAGCCCCCAUCGUGCCACCAAGCCCCCCUCUGCAGGACAGUGGCCUGACGGGACCUGCUGGGGGUUCUAUACCGAUGUCUCACCUGAUGACCAGGCCAAACCGGCAGGGAGACAGCAGCAGUCUGAGAGACUCAGAGUGGCAGCUUGGACCCGCAGGCUUCCAGGAGCUGAAGGCCGAGGUGACAGAGGUACCCGCUCCAGAUGGAUCUGAGGACAACACAGGUUGUGGGGAGUUGGUUUCAGUCGGUGAGCCGGUCACUCACAGGAAGGCCGAGAGCAUAGCGGGUAAAUAUGGGGUUUGGAUGCAGGACCCGGAGGCCGUCUCCCCUUAUGGGCCCAGCAUGGUCUGGCGCAUCGACACCAUAGGCUCUGACGUCAGGCAGCUGUUUGGGUACGACGACAUGGAACAACUCUCUAAAGGUUUUCCAUCCAAGGUCCUGCUGUUGCCAGAGCUGGUGGAGAGCACCGGAGCCACUCUGUACCGAGGCUCUCUGUAUUACCAGAGACGUCGGAGCCGCUCCCUCAUCCGCUUCGACCUGGCCUCUGAGAGCAUCGCAGCCCGUCGGGACCUCCCCCACGCCGGCUUCCACGGCCAGUUCCCUUACUCCUGGGGCGGCUACACGGACAUCGACGUGUCUGUGGACGAGCAGGGGCUGUGGGCCGUCUACUCCACCAGCAAGGCCAAAGGAGCCAUUGUGAUCUCGCAGCUGGACCCCAACAGUCUGGAGGUGAAGAGGAGCUGGGAGACCAACAUCAGGAAGAACUCCGUGGCCAACUCCUUCAUCAUCUGCGGCAAGCUGUACACCGUGGCCAGCUACACGGCACCCGACACCAUCAUCAACUACAUGUAUGACACUAAAACCAGCCAGGGGAAGUCCGUGGCCAUCCCCUUUAGGAACAAGUACCGCUACAACAGCAUGAUCGACUAUAAUGUGGCUCAGAGGAAGCUGUUUGCCUGGGACAACUACCACAUGGUGUCCUAUGACCUAAGGCUGGCUCGCCAGCCGGCCAUCUAAAGCCGCCCGUGAGUGACUGGUGAAAAGUGACAUUUGCUCACCUGUUCCUGCUUCACAGACUCAGAGCUUUAGAGCAGGGAUCUUCAAUGUUUUUUUUUCCAGGCCAAGGACCCCUUAACUGAAAGAGAGACGGAGCAGGGGACCCCCCCUCUACAUAUAGGCCUAUUGUAUCAAAUUAAGCUGGGCCUAACGUGUGAGCAGCCUAAAGCCUUACACAUACCUUUUUAGAGCAUAGAAUACUACACUUUUAAAAUGACUGUUGGCAUUAUUUAAAAAAAAAAAAAUCCUUAAUCCUUAAUCCUUAUCCUGAAUCCUGAAUCCUUAGGAUUAACUAUCUGUGGAAGGCUACCUUGGUGACUUAGUUCCCUAAGUGCCACACUAGAAAAUGAGAAUCACAUCAAGGGCCAGACAGAGAAAAAAGGUUGAAAAGUGACAAAAAGUAGGUGGGCCAAAAUGUAUUGCGAACCUAAAUUUAGAUAGGGGCCGGAUCAAAAUUAGCAAGGGGCUGGAUUUUGGCCCGCGGGCCUCGAGUUUGACACGUGUGCCCAAAGGGUUCCAGACCCCCUGUUGAAGAUCCCUGCUUUAGAGCAUAAUGUGUGCUAGUAGUUAUAAAGCCAACACCUUCAGUAGCAACGUGCUAAAGAGCCUAACUGCCAAAGCGACAUGAAGACAGUGUCCCCCGCAGGUGUGCGGUUUUUUUCCUUCAGUGGGUGGGCUUUUGCUGUGGCAGGGCCCACAAAAAUGUUUUUAGAGGAAUUAUUUUUGUACCGCCUUUAAUUCAGAUGUAUAAUUUUUGUUUCCUUGAUAAGCUAUAUAGUACAUAUUUGAGGACUGAAAGAUGAAGCAUAGUUGUAUUUUACAAGCUAAGUGGGAUCAUUAACGCAUACAAUUAACAACACAACACCCCCCCCAAUAGUACUAUACGCCCUACAGGGUUUCACCAGUCAUCUUUUAUUGAAUAAACUGCUCUCUCACUCAGCAUGUAUGGAUUAUUGCAUGUACUUCUACACUGUAGUCAACAUGAUGACCUACUGUUCUAAAUCGUGAAAUAAACUUCUUCCUAAAUUACAA
Perca fluviatilis (European perch) is the source of this 2791-nucleotide messenger RNA. It is a transcript of the gene myoc, whose product is annotated as myocilin. Bases 275 to 1720 code for a protein of 481 amino acids. NCBI's taxonomy places the organism in Eukaryota, Metazoa, Chordata, Actinopteri, Perciformes, Percidae. Gene Ontology annotation, biological process: signal transduction; osteoblast differentiation. The transcript is spliced from 5 exons. The record is from RefSeq and is a predicted model, not a curated record. Gene Ontology annotation, cellular component: Golgi apparatus.